Molecule: messenger RNA, 390 nt
Organism: Sparassis crispa
Lineage: Eukaryota; Fungi; Basidiomycota; Agaricomycetes; Polyporales; Sparassidaceae
Exons: 5
Coding region: 1-390 (129 amino acids)
Cellular component (GO): membrane
Source: RefSeq, a predicted model, not a curated record
AUGGCUGAUGUCGGCGAAAAAGACAGGAUGGCUGCCUCUGCGGUUCCCCCCGCAGCGCCCCCUGCAACGGCUCCUGCGACGGCUCCUGCGGUAGCUCCUGCGACGGCUCCUGCGACGGCUCCUGCGACGGCUCCUGCGACAGCUCCCCAGCCUGCGCCUCCCGCCCAUGCGUACGGCGCCCCGCCUGGCGGUGAGAAGCAGCGCGUCACCCAGCCGUCCGACAUGGCCCUCUUCUUCCUCGCGCUGUUCAUCCCGCCCUUAGCUGUGUUCUUCAGCAAGCGCGGAAUCACAUCAGAUUUCUGGAUCAACAUCCUUCUGUGGAUCCUCGGCUGGAUCCCUGGCGUGCUGCACGCCUGGUAUAUUAUCUCGCGAAGCCAAGGCUACGUGUAG